This is a messenger RNA of Alnus glutinosa, 543 nucleotides long. Its product is annotated as annexin D2-like. The transcript has a single exon. Gene Ontology annotation, cellular component: cytosol; cytoplasm. Gene Ontology annotation, molecular function: calcium-dependent phospholipid binding; calcium ion binding. The record is from RefSeq and is a predicted model, not a curated record. Lineage: Eukaryota; Viridiplantae; Streptophyta; Magnoliopsida; Fagales; Betulaceae. The coding region runs from base 124 to 399 and encodes 91 amino acids.
CAAUAUAUGAAUCCCUCAAUUGAUAGGGGAGAAAUAUUCUGAAUUCACAUUUUUUACAUGGUAUAAGAGCCAUUCUAAAGGUACUACUGGCAUUUUUUUAAGAUCCGCUGUAAGGCUCUCUCAAUGGCUUUCUCUUCAUUGCUGAGAGCAACAAUCAAGUGCAUGACCUGCCCUGAGAAAUAUUUUGAGAAGGUUCUGCGGCUGGCAAUCAACAAGUUGGGGACAGAUGAAUGGGGUCUUACAAGAGUGGUCGCCACUCGAGUGGAGGUUGACAUGCAAAGAAUUAAAGAAGAAUCCCAUCGGAGGAACAACGUUCCUCUGGAUCAUGCAAUUGCCAAAGACACUUCUGGAGACUAUGAGAAAACGCUUCUCGCAUUGAUUGGACACGGGGAUGCAUGAGAAAUGAUGCUGGUUUGAGUUGUUGAUCCAUAUGAAUGUCGUUUAUGUUACCUGCGAUAAGUUGUUUUUGCUUUGGAUGUGUGUCUUGUUUUAUGGAUGUAGUUUAUGUUGUCUUUAAUUUGGAUGCACGUUUGUGUUAUGGUU